UACAGAUUAGUUAAUUUAUGACUGAAUGUUACACAAGAUGCUGUAAAGAAGCAAAAUGGCAGGAUAUAGCUCACUGGGUAAAGACUUCCCUUUUGCUGAUGAAGUCAAUCCAGAAGAUGGAGCAUGUCAUGCAGAGAGGAGAGAUGUGGACAAGGCUACCACAUCAUUAGAUAGCAACAUACGUGAUAACAUUGAAGAGGUUUGGAAGAAGUUAGAAUUUAAAGUACUGGAUGAUAGAAACACAGUUUAUAAAAAGGAUGCAACAAAACAAGUUAAUAUUUCGAUGUUGCAAUAUGCUUUCAAAUCAGAGGUUGCUAAAAUCGAUUUCCUUAGAAGAAUAGAAGGAGGUUAUGAAUUUGAAGUUGAAUCUCCUGGGGUUGUUCAUGUCAGUGGAGAAUGCUUUGACAAAAACAAGAUUGACGAGCUUUGGGUCAAAUUAAUUUCGUCAAUUAAUGAUGCAUUGACACAACGCAAUGUUGUGACAUCAUACAAAUUUCGGAGUAGGACAGAGAUGGAAAAUACUCUACAAAAGUUAGAUAGAAAAACAAAGCACCUGACAGAGUCAGGAAUAAUAGGCAUAUUUACAUCUUAUGAAGAUAAUGUGUGUAUUGCAAAAUUUGUUGCAGCACAACCUGACUUGGAUAAGUUCAUACCAAAACUGCAUCUUUCUAUGGCCUCUGGUAAAAAUGCUACAUUUGGUCACCUUAAAAAGGUUGAAGAAUACCAUAAAAAAAAUGUUCGGGUUGAUUCAAUAGAUAUUUUAGAAGAUGAAGACAAAUACUUUCAAACUAUGGAUUAUCUUGUCCAUUUGCGUGGAAAAUUUCCUCAUGUAAGAAUCACAAGAGAAGAUACUGACAGUGCAACUUAUAAGUUUAUUUGUGUAGAUGAACAUGAGCUUAUGGAGGCUAUGUCAUGGUUUCAUAGUUGCAUAAAUGAGAUGGAAAGAAAAAUGGUUGAUGUUUCGCCUGACGGAUUCAAAUUCAUUAGCAAAAAUAAAAAUGUACAGGCAUAUUUAGAAAUAAGGCUACGAAAAGUGCAAUCAGCAUUAAUGAUUUACUCAGACAAGAUUUAUGUUUUAUGUCAGGAAAAAUAUCUGGAAACUUCUGAAAGAAUUGUUAUUGACAACAUCAAAACUGUUGAACUUGAAGGCUGUUUGUUCCCUGAAGCAGAAGAGAUUCAGAAGAACUGUCAUGGAAAAAUACAGGUUUUCAAAGGAAAUAAACCAGGGAUGAUGAUAAUUUGGUAUACUGUAGAUAAAUCUGUUGAGGCAAAGAAGUUGAUAGAUUUGGUACAAAAAUACAGGAAAUACAAGAGAAAGCCAUAUUCUGACAAGGAGAUAAAGGAAAUGAAAGCUCUUGGUGUUAUGGAGGAGUUACAGGAGGAAUAUAAAGAUAUUCUUAUUCGUACAGGAGAUACAGAUGUUAUACUACAAGGCCCAGAAAUGGAUCAAUUGGAUGCUUGUUUCAAGAAGUUAGACACUGCACUACAAAAGAUCGACUUUGUUGAGCUUAAUUCUCUACCAAAUUUACAACAGAAGCUGCUUCAAAAUGGCAAAGUACAAAAAUAUGUGGCAGAAAAGUUAAAGAGAAAGACAGCAAUUUGUGAAGAUGCCAAAGCGGUCACUGGCUUUGUUUUUAGAAAAGAGAAUGAGAAAUCCAAAUCAAGUAUUUACUUGGAGAUAAAAAACUGUUUUGUAGAAAUGAAAAUUGAUACACAAUGUCUUGAACAUGAAAAAGGAAAGAGUUUUCUUUCAGAGCAUCCAGAAGAGGUGGUAAUUGGAGAUCAAAGGAACAAAACUUUCUGUAGUAUAUGUUGUACUGCAGAUUUGAGUCAAGAAAUUAGACUUUUACUAUAUUCUUAUAGCAAAAGUUGUACUCCUAUUGUGGCAAACUAUCUUCUUUCAUUUGGUGCCAAAUGUCUUGAAGAGAUUAAGGAAAAACAUAAGGUUGGUAUUGAAAUUGAAAAUGACAGAAUCUGUAUCAAGGGACAGUAUAGUAGAGGAAAAAAUGUUGUUACUGAAAUAGAAAGUCAUCUGAACACCACUGUUUUACAUUUUGGGAAGCUUGAUUAUAAAAGAAAACAGUUGUUAGCAGCUGACAAAAAUCAAAUUGACUCUGUUGCUGAGAACUGCAGAUGUUGCUUGAAGGCUGAGGUAUUUCCAUUCCAGUCAAUACAGACUGAAGAGAAAGGUAUUGAAUAUCUAUGCACAUGGAAUCUGCCAUGCAGAAAGGAACAAAUUUCAAUCGCUAAGAUAGAUUACAACACAGCGAAGCUUGAUGGGCUCAUAGUUCCUGUAAAUGAGUGUCUUUAUGGAGAAGAUAUCAAUGGAAAAGAUGAAAGACAUUAUUCUCCUGACCAAAGCCAUCAACCUAAGCUGAGAAUUGGGGACUCAGAAGAAAUGGUAUGGGAAAACGAGUGUGUUAGUGUCAAAUGCUUUGCCCUGGUGACAUCAGAAAGUGGCCUAAGCCAAAACAAACAAACUAGGCAAAAUAUUAAUGCUAGUGACCUAAAAAGAUUCUGUUUUGCCAUUUUUGAAAAGAUGUUUAGUGAGAGAACAUACAAAGUUGGAUUUGAAUUACCUACAAGAGACCCAAACUUGAUAGGGAAAUUAGACGCAGUUAUUGAAGCAUUUCAAGACAUUAAAACAACACAUGUUUACCAUAGUAUGUCAGAUCCCAAACUUAUAUUUGGUGUGAAGACUGAAGCUGAGAGAUGGAUGAAGGAGGUUGAUGAUACUCUCAAGUAUACCCCUAAUGCUAGGCGCAUUAUUUCCCCUAGAUAUAAAGGUCUUUUGAACAGUCCAUGUACAAGUGUAGAGAUAGCCAAGAAGUCUAUUCUUGAGACAGGUGCAAACUGUAUAGUUGUAGCAAUUUCUCAAGAUCUAGAUCUGUCAAAGGGAUUUGUUUCAAAUCUUGUCAGCAAGGCAUGUGGUAAACAGUUGAAAGCAGAGUUGUCCUCAAAAUGCAAAAAACCUCCAAAGUUUUGGGACCUUGUUAUGUGCCAGUCAUAUAACUUGGCUGAAAAGGGAAUCCAGAAGGUGAUCUUUGGUUAUAUACCAUGUUGGAAAGAUUGCAAUAAAAUUGAGGAUUUGGAGGUGUUCGUACAAAACUGUUUACUUCUGGCUGACAGUGAAGGAAUUUCAACAUUGGCAUUUCCUGCUUUAGGUACUGGAAAAGAGUAUCCAUAUCGAGAUGUGGCAGUCGCAUUGUUAAAUGGAGUAGACAAAUAUGUGGCUGAGGGAAUAAUUGGAGGAAUUUCAACUGUUUACAUCUCUGUACCCCAAAUAACCAAAAAAGAAGUUGAAAUAUGCCAGAUUUUAGACAGAGAGCAAGAGAGAAGGAAAUCGGCUGAAACUACCUCUGGAAAACAGCAUCAAGCAGAGGGUAAUAUUUGAUAAAUACAUUUUUCCUACUGCUUGAUACUGGCG
Molecule: messenger RNA, 3427 nt
Organism: Ruditapes philippinarum (Manila clam)
Lineage: Eukaryota; Metazoa; Mollusca; Bivalvia; Venerida; Veneridae
Exons: 10
Coding region: 56-3394 (1112 amino acids)
Biological process (GO): negative regulation of gene expression
Cellular component (GO): nucleus; cytoplasm
Molecular function (GO): transcription corepressor activity
Source: RefSeq, a predicted model, not a curated record